AUGGUCUCCCCCUCGGCCGGGUCGGCUCCCUGUGUCGCGAUAGGGGCUGUCGCGAGGCGGCGGAGCCAGACACUCACCUACAACCGAGACCGGGGCUCCAUCGCCGCCGCUGCGCUCGGACUGUGCCCCCUUGCCCUCUUCAUCCAGGUGUUUUACGACGGUGCCAACGUGAAGCAGGUGGAUGUGCCCACGCUGACCGGCUCCUUUGGCAUCCUGGCAUCCCACGUCCCCACGCUGCAGGUGCUGCGGCCGGGCGUUGUCACAGUCCACGCCGAGGAUGGCACGGCCACCAAGUACUUUGUGAGCAGCGGCUCUGUCACUGUCCACGCCGACUCCUCGGUGCAGGUGCUGGCAGAGGAGGCAGUGACCAUGGACAUGCUGGAUCUGGCUACUGCAAAAUCCAACCUGGAGAAAGCUGUGUCAGAGAUGGCAGCAGCGUCCGAUGAAGCUGCUAAAGCAGAAGCUCAGAUUAAAGUAGAAGCUAAUGAAGCCCUGGUAAAGGCUCUGGAGUAAAUCCAGGAAUCCCACUGUGGAUGCAGAACUCCCAGCCUGUCCCUGUUCUGCUCCCCAGGAUGUACAGAUGGAACGGGACAAAUGGAGGUGGAGAAAUGGUUCUGAUCAAUUAAAAGGAAAUGUGACCCCC
This is a messenger RNA of Ficedula albicollis (Collared flycatcher), 643 nucleotides long. RefSeq names its product ATP synthase, H+ transporting, mitochondrial F1 complex, delta subunit (gene ATP5F1D). Gene Ontology annotation, biological process: proton motive force-driven ATP synthesis. Lineage: Eukaryota; Metazoa; Chordata; Aves; Passeriformes; Muscicapidae. Gene Ontology annotation, molecular function: proton-transporting ATP synthase activity, rotational mechanism. The transcript is spliced from 5 exons. The record is from RefSeq and is a predicted model, not a curated record. The coding region runs from base 1 to 513 and encodes 170 amino acids.